AUGCCUGCGUCGAUAUUCGGAGUACUCGCACGGCUUGGCUUGCAGGCGCUUACCACGUACAACGGGCAAAGUGUUUUCCCGUUGGCUUACGUCCAGGCCACGGGGUGCUUUAUUAUGGGCGUUGGGUUGAGAAUGAAAGUGCCAUUUGGUAAUUUCUAUGGUCCGUUGUACACAGCUAUGACCACUGGGUUCUGUGGAUCAUUAACAACAUUUUCUGGGUGGCAGGUGGAUGUGUUUGAUUCUUGGGUGAACAGUGGUCAGUUCCUCAGAGGCGGGCUUCGAGAUCUUGUGGACGGGCUUACGAAGACUUGGGUCACCCUCGUACUAUCGCUGGCCUCUUUGAAAUUUGGAAUCUAUGUCUGUGGAGUAUUUCAGCCGUACUUCCCGGCCCCUCGACCGCCAAGCAAGAAUGUGCGAUACACGCUUACCAUCCUUGCGAUCCUCACAUACGCAGCGACGCUUCCAGCUUACUUCUUCCUGCCACACAAUUUCCGCCACCAAGCGACCGCUGCCCUCCUAUUUUCCUUCCCUGGCACAUUAACUCGGUACCUGCUUUCCAUCAAUUUGAAUCCCCGCCUGAAGACCAUGCCUCUUGGAACUUUCACAGCGAAUGCGUUGGGGACCGCUCUCCUAGGCUUUUUCCAUGUCCUUCAAGGCUUCCCAUCUGCAGUUUCCCCUAACACUUGCGCGUUGCUUCAGGGUUUAGGAGACGGGUAUUGUGGGUGUCUAACGACAAUCAGUACGUUUGCUGCGGAGAUUGUCGCAUUGGAAGGAAGGAAGGCGUUUUCAUAUACCAUCAUCAGUUGGAUUACUGGGCAAUUAUUGCUGCUGGUUAUCAUGGGAUCUUCAUUUUGGGGUGGUCAUGUAAAGGAACAGAUGACAUGCAGUUUCCAGGCGUCGUGA
Suillus clintonianus is the source of this 903-nucleotide messenger RNA. Its product is annotated as CrcB-like protein-domain-containing protein. Gene Ontology annotation, biological process: fluoride transmembrane transport. Gene Ontology annotation, molecular function: fluoride transmembrane transporter activity. Bases 1 to 903 code for a protein of 300 amino acids. The record is from RefSeq and is a predicted model, not a curated record. Lineage: Eukaryota; Fungi; Basidiomycota; Agaricomycetes; Boletales; Suillaceae. The transcript has 4 exons. Gene Ontology annotation, cellular component: membrane.